Molecule: messenger RNA, 1173 nt
Organism: Penicillium antarcticum
Lineage: Eukaryota; Fungi; Ascomycota; Eurotiomycetes; Eurotiales; Aspergillaceae
Product: putative mitochondrial carrier protein (Rim2)
Exons: 3
Coding region: 1-1173 (390 amino acids)
Biological process (GO): pyrimidine nucleotide import into mitochondrion
Cellular component (GO): mitochondrion
Molecular function (GO): pyrimidine nucleotide transmembrane transporter activity
Source: RefSeq, a predicted model, not a curated record
AUGACUUUCUCCACGCCAGCUUCCAGCUCUGCGCCGGCGCAACUGGAAAAUGUGUCACAAAUGAAUAAAAAUGUCGUUCCGCAAUCACGAGAACUAGGCGAUGUUAUCCCAAACCGGACACCACCGGCUCCCGAUGAGAAACCCCAGGCGAAGCCACUUGCACAUUUCGUUGCUGGCGGUCUAGGAGGAAUGACUUCUGCGACCCUCACCUCGCCGCUCGAUGUUCUAAAGACGCGCCUCCAAUCCGAUUUCUACCAGUCGCAGCUGCAGGCCCUACGGGCCUCGCACCCUCCUCCACCGCCGACAUCCAACGCUCUAGUCUCUAUGACUCGGACCGCCGGCAUGCAUUUCAGCGAAACUUUCCAGAUCCUCCGCUCAAUACACGUCCACGAAGGCUGGCGCGCGCUGUUCAAAGGACUGGGACCGAACCUGAUCGGUGUCGUGCCGGCACGCGCGAUCAACUUCUACAUGUACGGAAAUGGCAAGCGAGUUCUGAGUGAUUACUUCGGUUAUCAAAAUGUCGAACAAACCCCUAUGGGUAUCCAUCUGGCCGCAGCGGCAGUUGCCGGUAUCGCGACAGGGACAGCAACCAACCCCAUCUGGUUGGUUAAGACACGCCUGCAACUGGAUAAGUCCAAUGCGGAGCAUGGCAAGAGUCGCCAGUACCGGAACAGCUACGACUGCGUCAAGCAGACUGUGCGCCAUGAGGGUAUUCGCGGCCUCUACCGCGGUCUGUCCGCCUCGUAUCUCGGUGUGACAGAAUCCUCUCUCCAGUGGGUUAUGUACGAGCAGAUGAAGAUGUAUCUUGCUCGCCGUGAUUCACUCAAGAAGUCCGACCCGGCCUACGAGUACACCUCGUGGGAUUCCGCGGAGCUGUGGGGUGGACGUAUCACCGCGGCUGGUAUGGCGAAGCUGGUGGCCGCUGCCAUCACCUACCCGCACGAGGUCGUUCGCACACGCCUCCGUCAGGCACCGACCGUCUCAGUUGGAAAUGGUCGGGUUGAAAUGAAGUAUACCGGCCUGGUCCAGUGCUUUAAGACCGUCUGGAAGGAAGAAGGAAUGGUCGCCAUGUACGGCGGCCUGACACCACAUCUGCUACGUGUUGUGCCUUCGGCUGCAAUCAUGUUUGGAAUGUACGAAGUCAUUGUGCGUAUGUUUGGCACAACAUCAUAA